AUGGCUAGGUACAACUUCGGUCUUGGCAAGAUAGCCAAAUUGAUUCUUGGCCUUGGUGCUAUGGCCACCGUAGUCAGCGGCAACACCUCGGACUACUUCGAGGGUGACAUGGAAUACCUUAAGGACAUGGAACCCUAUGACAUUGUGUUCCCAGUUUCAGAUAACGAGGAACUUCUUGGACAACUUCGUGUCAUAUUGCCAGACCAUGUGGCUCAGCUAGUUGCCAUGUAUGCCGGCACUGAAGGCGAAAUUAAGUUGCCUAAGAAGCUCGCUUACGUAGUCGCUCGCCAUCUUCAACGCAAGUUACUUAGCGAUCUCCCAAGGGAUGCAGCCAGUGAUCUCGCUUUUUACCCGGGAACGAGCCCCUUCCCUCACUAUUUGCUCGCCCCUAUUGUUGACUAUUUGAACAACAAGUAUGAGAAACAUCACAUUGAACAACGCAUCAGGAAGUUGUUUGACGACAUUAUUUACAGCCGUGUCUGGGAACCCAUCGGAGUUUUCGACUGGCAAAGUGUCAAGAGACGUAUUUUCGAAAUCAUGGGAAUAGAGGAUGUGGACACCGAGGAACAAGCUGAGGCAGAAGGUAGUCAGGUUGAGGAGGUUGUCCACGAGACCAAUGAGGAUGACGAUGUUGCCUCAACUGUAGCCUCCAAGCAUGACGCUGAGGAAGGCGACGCUGCUUCAAUUGCAGCAGGUGAUGUAGCAGGUAGCCAUCUUGAGAAUGAGGAAGGCGACGCUGCUUCAAUUGCAGCAGGUGAUGUAGCAGGUAGCCAUCUUGAGAAUGAGGAAGGCGACGCUGCUUCAAUUGCAGCAGGUGAUGUAGCAGGUAGCCAUCUUGAGAAUGAGGAAGAAGGUAGCCAGGAGGAGGAGGAUGACGAUGAUGAUGACUUCAGUCACGAUGACUCAGUUUGUGAGCCGCAAGUAAGCAUUUUGGAUGGAUCAGUGACAUCGCAGGAGGAUAAACCUCAUUCUCAUAUCGAUGAGGAUAGUCGGAAACGUGCAAAAGGUAGAUUGGAUCAAAUCAUUGAACUUCUACCCAAGGGCUUUCGUGACCGACUUAAACAUGAUGGCAUUUAUGAGCUCACUGACUAUGUUGAAUUCCACCUCGCUUAUCAACGCGAUGGCAAAAUCUUUGAUGUGAUCAUCGAACCACUUGCCAAGCAUUUGGUCACUGAGAUUAUGUGGGAACAUCCUGAACAUUUUGCAGGUGUGGAUGAAUACGCAGCCAGACCACUAUUAGAAAGGUACAUUAAAAAAUUAUUGGUGAAAAUGAGGCUGCCCCGCCUUCGUGUGUCUUCCAAUGUCCCCCAGAAAGCUGAAGGAGAGGAGCCACGCGGCAGUCUCCGUGCCACAAGCUCAUAG
This is a messenger RNA of Babesia sp. Xinjiang, 1362 nucleotides long. RefSeq lists its product as uncharacterized. NCBI's taxonomy places the organism in Eukaryota, Apicomplexa, Aconoidasida, Piroplasmida, Babesiidae. The record is from RefSeq and is a predicted model, not a curated record. The transcript has a single exon. Bases 1 to 1362 code for a protein of 453 amino acids.